Messenger RNA from Aspergillus steynii IBT 23096, 2100 nucleotides. RefSeq names its product putative ATP-dependent Clp protease. The transcript has 2 exons. NCBI's taxonomy places the organism in Eukaryota, Fungi, Ascomycota, Eurotiomycetes, Eurotiales, Aspergillaceae. The coding region runs from base 102 to 1949 and encodes 615 amino acids. Gene Ontology annotation, molecular function: ATP hydrolysis activity; ATP binding. Gene Ontology annotation, cellular component: mitochondrial matrix. The record is from RefSeq and is a predicted model, not a curated record. Gene Ontology annotation, biological process: proteolysis; protein catabolic process.
GCCCCAUCCUUCCCAAGCCCUCUUGGAUUUGAUUUCUUCUAAAUCGCGUUCCGUCUACUUCGCCUUCGGACAUAUUCUUAGUCCCACGGUCGCUGCUGGUCAUGCUGCGGCUGCCCUCACGGCCCAGAGCACCUCUCGGGGCGCAGCGCUGUGCCCUCCGCUAUCGGCGCACACCGCAGUCAUUCCAUCGUCUCACUUAUCGCGAACUGUCGAGCUCUUCCGCGACGUUUCCCACGUCAUCUCAAUUCAAUAGAUCGGAUUUUACAAGCCAGCCCUGGAGCGGUAGUUAUGAGCCUGGGUUGCCCACGACCGGGCCCCUGGCGUCUGCUCCGGCCUUCGGAGCUCCCAGGAUCACGCCCAAAGUGUUGAAGCAAUACCUCGACCAGUUUGUGGUUGGACAGGAUCGUGCCAAGAAGAUUUUGAGUGUCGCUGUGUAUAACCAUUAUCAGCGCGUGCAAGAGCUUCAACGGCGCGAGGAAGAAGCAGCAGAACUUCUGGCAAAGCGCGCGCGGAGGGAGGCAAUUGAACAUCAUCCGGUAGAAGAUGAAUUUCCAGGUCAGCAACAAACCACUGCCUCUCCUCUUCACCCGCCGUCCUCCUCGGCCUCCCCCGACGCCGAGCUCGAUGCUACGUCGCCACUACAAUUAGAGAAAUCCAAUAUUCUUUUGCUGGGGCCAUCUGGCGUCGGAAAGACACUGAUGGCAAAAACCCUGGCAAAGAUCUUGUCGGUUCCCUUCAGUAUUUCCGACUGCACUCCGUUCACGCAGGCUGGCUACAUCGGAGAGGAUGCAGAGGUAUGCAUUCACCGACUUCUAGCCGCAUCCAACUAUGACGCCGAGCAAGCUGAGCGGGGUAUCAUUGUUCUGGACGAGAUCGAUAAGAUCGCCGCUGCGAAAGUCAGUCACGGAAAGGACGUUAGUGGAGAAGGUGUGCAGCAAGCCCUUCUCAAAAUUAUCGAAGGCACCACCGUCCAAGUACAGGCAAAACAGGAGAGAAACGCCCCUCGCGUUGGGGGCGCCCCCAACACAUACCCAUCAAACAGCCCGCUAGGAAACUCGCCGUAUUCGCCUUCCAAUGGCGGGAACGUCCCCCAGAAGGGAGAGGUUUACAACGUACGGACCGAUAAUAUUUUGUUCAUCUUUUCGGGCGCAUUUGUUGGGUUGCACAAGAUGAUUAUGGACCGGAUAUCGCGCGGUUCGAUCGGGUUCGGCCAACCAGUCCGUUCACAAUCCAGUCCCGGUGGACACUCUGAGGAGUCCGAUCAUACAAACAAUCAACCGGUUCCCAUCCUCCCAGGCUCGGAAGAAGAAGCGUUGUACAAGAAGCAUCUUCCUUUCUUCAGUUCGGCCACCUCCGAGUCGCCUGACAGCGAGCCCACGUACUUCAAUGCUUUGGACCUUCUCAACCCUACCGACCUGCAAAACUACGGAUUCAUUCCUGAGCUUGUGGGCCGUGUUCCGGUCACGGCUGCUCUCUCUACAUUAUCCACGCCGCUUCUUGUCCGGAUCCUCACAGAACCUCGCAACUCCCUUCAAGCUCAAUACACCACGCUAUUUUCUCUCUCGGGCAUUGAACUGCGAUUCACCACCCCUGCUCUACAUAAGAUUGCCGCGAAUGCUUUCAAAAUGGGAACCGGGGCACGUGCUCUUCGCACCGAGUUGGAAACCAUCCUCAGUGACGCCAUGUUCGAAACCCCCGGGUCGAGUGUGAAAUUCGUCCUAGUCACCGAAGCUGUCGCCGCGCGCAGCGAAAAGCCCAUCUAUCUUGCCCGAGGGCAGGGCGGACGCUUUCACUCCAUGAUUGCGGCGGAGGAGAGCCAGUGGGAGGAAAAACUGCGUCGGGAGAAGAAGGAGAAGGCUAAGUGGAAGACCAAGGCCCAGUCUCCCUCCAUGCAAGAACCUCCCGUCUGGAACUUCCGGGAAUAUCGAAAGCGCGCGGUGGGAUCUUAGUUGGUGGCUGUCAGCCCUGGGAAUGGUUUCCUAUUUGUAUGUACAGGAGCAUAUGCUUUCUAUGAUCUGGUUUAUGUUAUACCACGUCAGGCUAGUAUUGACCUUAGUCUAGCCUAUCAUUCUUUUUACGUUUAGCGAAUAUUAGUUAUUC